Danio aesculapii is the source of this 4356-nucleotide messenger RNA. RefSeq names its product capping protein regulator and myosin 1 linker 3 (gene carmil3). Gene Ontology annotation, biological process: regulation of Arp2/3 complex-mediated actin nucleation; cell migration. Gene Ontology annotation, molecular function: protein binding. Gene Ontology annotation, cellular component: plasma membrane; lamellipodium. Bases 35 to 3937 code for a protein of 1300 amino acids. The transcript is spliced from 38 exons. The record is from RefSeq and is a predicted model, not a curated record. Lineage: Eukaryota; Metazoa; Chordata; Actinopteri; Cypriniformes; Danionidae.
AAGGAAUAGGAAGAGGAAAGGGGCGCUGGACGUCAUGGCAUCCAGAGACACCGUCGCGACCGCUUUUCUCACCGUGAGUCGGGAAAUGACAGAGAGCAUCAGACGAGUUAUUGACAAGACAUCAAUCAAGUUAGUGAGAGCUAUCAAAGCAGAGAACAAGAGUGGCAAAUCAGAAGAUCGUAUUCUGGUUUUGGCAACAUGGCGGAUGUACCUCAUGGCCCCCAAGAUACCAACCAAGGUGGAACAAACCUUCAACUUCCUGGAGAUUCGGGCAAUGAACACCCACCCAGAAAAUCAGGUUGUCAUAGAAACAGACAAGUCCACAUAUUCGCUGAGGCUGCAGUCUAACGAGCACCUGGAUCAGAUGAUUAACCACAUCAACUUUGCUCUCUCUCGGAUCUUCAACAACUCCAUAUACACACCCUCCAUCUUUCACGCAGAUGGAGACGUUGCUGACGGAAAUCGCAAAUUUUCUCCGAGCUCUGAGAGUUCAGUGGAGACGCAAAGGGCAUGUGGUGGCUUUUCGGAGACCUAUGCAGCUCUGUGUGAUUAUAAUGGAAUUACCUGCAAAGAGGAAGUGCAGUGGGAUGUGGACACCAUCUAUCACUCGCAGGACAACAGAGAGUUUAACCUUUUGGACUUCAGUCAUCUGGAAAGCGGGGACCUUGCUGUGAUUGUAGCAGCCAUGGCGUAUAACUCGUGGUUCAUCAAACUGUAUUGCAAAGACUUUCGCAUUAGUUCAGAGGUCGUGGAGCAGAUUCUGCACACUGUCAGUAAAUCCAGCAGUCUGGAGGAGCUCACACUGGAAAAUGUGGGCCUUAAAGCAGAUUUCCCACAGAAAAUGGCCACUGCCCUGUCAGAAAACCCAGCAUCAGUCAUACACUCCAUUAACUUGGCCCACAAUACACUGGACAACCAAGGGGUGUCGAACCUCAUCCAGCAGGUUUGCAGGCUCAGUAAAGGCCUACGUCUGCUCAACCUCUCCAAGACGUCACUCUCUUCAAAGGGUGUCACGUCUCUUUCGCAGGCCUUGUGCUCCAGUGAUGACUACUCCAACUCUCUUCUUCAUCUGGAUCUGAGUAAGAACCCUGGCAUUCUGUCUGGAGAAGAUGCAACGGGGAGGGGGGCUCUGUUCCUCGGACUUUCAUCCAAUCCUCACAUCACUGACCUACACCUGGACAUCAGCGGCUGUGAGCUCAGGUCUGCUGGAGCAGGGAUAAUACAGGACCUUUUCCCCAGAGUCUCCUGCAUCAGCACACUGGACAUCUCAGACAACGGGCUGGAUGGGGAUCUGCUGUGUGUCAUUCCUGCCUUCUCCAGACACCCGUCCCUCAAACAUCUGCUCCUGGGCAAGAACUUUAACAUCAAGGGCAGGGUUUUAGAUGAAGUCCUGCAGAAACUGGUGCAUCUUGUCCAGGAAGAAGAGUGUGCCCUGCAGAGUUUGUCUCUGGCCGACUCCAGGCUACGUUCGAGGGGCACGGUGCUGGUAAACGCUCUAGGCAGCAAUGCCUGUCUGAAAAAGGUGGAUCUGAGUGGGAACGGACUUGAUGACACAGGAGCGAGGAUGCUCAGUAAAGCCCUUCAGAUCAACACUACGCUCAGAAGUGUGACAUGGGAUCGGAAUAACACAAGUGCUACGGGUUUCCAAGAUGUGGCUCGAGCCCUGGAACAUAACUUCACCCUGCAGUACAUGCCUAUCCCACUCAGUGAUGUCACACAAGCGUACCGCAGCUCCCCCGACAGGACAGAACAAGCACUAACCAAGAUCCAGCGCGCUCUGUUGAGGAAUAACCAGACUCAGCGUUUCUCUCAGAAACAGGCUCUUCGGCUGCAUCAGGGCCUGGUAACUAGUACUGCAGAACAGGUGAUGGAGCGUCUGUGUGUUCGCGUGCAGCAGCAGGUGUGUGUGCUGAGAGGAACGGGUGAAGGUGAAGAGCUCCAGGCUGCCAGACAGGUCCUCAAGGAGGCCAGGAACUCUCGAGCCCUGUACCCCUCGCUGUGUGAACUGGCCCAUGUGUUGUCCGUGGAUGGGCCGGUGAGACAGAGACUGGACUCACUGGCAGGAGAACUUGCCAAAGCUGCUGAUAAAGAACUACAGGUCAUCGUGGACUCCAUGGUGUCUCUGUGUCGGGAGUUGUGUCCACUUUCUUGUGCCGCAGCAGAGUGUCUUUCUCCACCACUGUCCUCCAUCUCUGAGCGUGUGUCUAUCCCUCGUUCAUCCAUCCGCACCGCUCUGAUGGAGAGAGCAGCACAGGACAUCAACAGAGCUUUGGAGGAGGUGAAGCUCUCUGUGGUCUCGUAUCUCACCAACUCCAUAGUGGACCAGAUCCUGCAGGAGCUUUACGCCACACACAAAACCCUGCUCCGGCAGGUUUCCCAGAUGAGACGGCUGGAGGACGGAGGGACGGCCAGACGGGCCCACAGGCACGCAGACAUACUGGACGUGGUGGAGGACGACUUCGGCAUCAGCAUAGACACGAUCGCCAUAAAGAAACGCAGCUCGAGGACCAGACGCAUUCGCCCCGUGUCCAACAGACUCAGUCUAGGUGAAGACCCCAACUCCUCACCUUUAGUUUCCACUCCUCAGUCAUCUGCUCCUCUUUCACGCUCGGCCUCAUGGGAAGGUCUGGCCACACUGCCCACUCAGGGAUCACCUCUGCGUCAUGUGACCCACGUCAGGCCUCGUCCACCAAGAAGACACAGGGCUGCGCAUGCUCCCUUUGAGACGCACUGCUCGGAGAAUGGUGGAGUAUCUCUAUUGGAUGAUGGACUGCCCGACUUCUACACCAAGAGAGUUUUACCAGACAGUCAGCUGUCGUCUCACCAUCACGCUCAGGCUUUGAGGAGAAAGAAACGACGCAGUGUGCUAUCAAUCUUUUCAGGAUUCAGGAAGAACCGAAACUCUACCAUAUCAUAUCAGGAGCCUGAUCCUACAGGAAGGGGAGGGGCUUGUGGGGAGGAAUGUCGCACUAAUAUCGCGACUGAGAACGUGUACUCCUUGAUUCAACACCCGAAAGAUCGCGGGAGGUUAGAUGGAAGCACUGAAGGCACCAACGGGAGGCUGGUAGGGCCUGGUGUUCAGAGGACCCCUCAGCUGUCAGGACGGCCCGUUCAGGGUAUACCCCUGCCAGGAAUGAUGGGAAUCAGCCCCUCCUGCUUCUCACACAGACAGUCGCCUGAUUACAGCGAGGUUUUCGGCUCCUCUGAAGAGAUUGGAUACAGAGAGCAUGAGACUGACCGACAUUCGGAUAUUGUCGCUAAAGGCCACAUGCCAUCUAUAGACAGACAGGAAUCAGGAAGACAGGAAUCACAGUCAGACAGCCAGAAAAAGGCAGACGGUGUAAUAGAUCCUCAGCUGCUGGAAACCAGAAAAAGACCUGAUCCGCCGCCUCAGAGCACCAAACCAAGCCUGGCAAAGACACGGCAGCGCCACCUGGAGGAGAGUUCUGAUAAAUCUACUGAAGAUUCGGGAGAGCUGAGGGAGAAGGAUGAGGAAAAAGAGAACGGAAGAUGUGGAGAAGACCAAAAAGACCAAAAACCACAAGGACAGACUCCACCGAUCCCUGAAAAGCCAUGUUAUUAUUCACCUCACACGUCUCCCAUUGGCUCCUCGCCACAUGACGUGGCCAAUGAUCAUCAGCCACCAGCUGCUCCGCCCACCUCUGCUAAGCCUGUGUUUCAUUCCACUUCAGUAGAUUCUGCUUUACUUCAAGGUGAUGAAAUCAAGAGCAGUCCUGGAGGUCCCAUGAAACCACAUCGAAACAGGAAAGCGAACUCAUGUGACACAGGAAUGGAGCAGGACACCCGCUGUGAUCUGGAAAGAUCCUCAGAUCGUAAACCCCCUGUGAAAAAACCUAGACUCCCUCCGAAACGAAAUAAGUCAUUGGAUUUCCCUGGUCAUCAGAGUUCAGAGCCGAGCAACACUGAAGCAUCAUGACAACCAUUUGAGCCAAAGCUCUGUGAAAACAUGGGCUCAUAGUGAUGCCGAGAGGAGAGAGCGAGCGAGAGAGAGAGAGGAGGGAGAGAGAAUUUGCACCUUGAUCAAUUUCAUAGUCAUUUUGUACACUCAUAUUCUUGCAUACUCCAGUGAGUUGUUUUGCUUUCCCUCCUGCUUUUGACUUAACAUUCCUUCUUAAAGGGACAGUUCACCCUGAAAAUUUUUUCAUUCUGUCCUUAUUAACACCUGUCAUGAUUUUGCCAGGUACGAUGCGAUCCUGCAUUAAUAUCUAUGUUAAUCCUAGAACAUCAUUCCAUACCUAUUCCCUACCCCUAAACCCAAACAUAACUGUAAAUUAUUCCCAGUUGGAUUAUAAUCAUGUAGAAGUGCAUAAACCUAACCUUAAGCCUAAACUUAAC